Messenger RNA from Vigna angularis (adzuki bean), 1818 nucleotides. Its product is annotated as dol-P-Man:Man(7)GlcNAc(2)-PP-Dol alpha-1,6-mannosyltransferase. Gene Ontology annotation, molecular function: alpha-1,6-mannosyltransferase activity. NCBI's taxonomy places the organism in Eukaryota, Viridiplantae, Streptophyta, Magnoliopsida, Fabales, Fabaceae. Gene Ontology annotation, cellular component: endoplasmic reticulum membrane. Gene Ontology annotation, biological process: protein N-linked glycosylation. The transcript is spliced from 19 exons. The record is from RefSeq and is a predicted model, not a curated record. The coding region runs from base 56 to 1549 and encodes 497 amino acids.
CGUGUUCUUCUAGUCUCUGGUAUAGAGAGUUCACUCUGCAACAAACCGAACAACAAUGGCUUCCAAUUCGAAAUCGGAGACUUUUCUACAGCGAUAUGGUUACGAUUUGCUGUUGGCAUCAAUAGCUGCUUUAUACGUUCUCACCGUUCCUUACACAAAGGUCGAAGAGAGUUUCAAUGUUCAGGCAAUGCACGAUAUUCUCUAUCACCGGACUAACCUAGACAAUUAUGAUCAUCUGGAAUUCCCUGGGGUGGUUCCUCGCACUUUCCUUGGUGCUUUGCUUGUGUCAAUCAUUGCAGCUCCUUUUGUGUUGACUGCAAGUUUGAUGCAUUUGCCAAAGUUUUAUGCUCUUGUCAUUGUUCGAAUGGCUCUAGGGUGCAUCAUACUAUACACACUAAGAUUCUUCCGACGUCAGAUAAGGAAUAAAUUUGGGCAUCAAGUAGAAGCCUUCUUUGUAAUAUUAACUGCUAUUCAGUUUCAUUUUCUGUUCUAUUGUACCCGUCCACUUCCUAACAUUCUUGCACUGGGCCUAGUGAAUUUGGCAUAUGGAUACUGGUUUGAAGGACGUGUUUAUGCAGCUCUAAACUCUCUGAUCUUUGCUACAACUGUAUUCAGAUGUGACAUGCUGUUACUUCUUUGUUCCAUUGGGAUGCAACUUCUUUUGACAAAAAAAAUUUCAGUAUGGGGUGCUCUGAAACACUGCACUGGGAUGGGCCUCUUCUGCAUAGGUCUAACCAUAUUAGUUGAUUCAGUUAUGUGGAAACGAUUAUUGUGGCCUGAAUUUGAAGUCUUUUGGUUUAACUCUGUACUAAACAAAAGCUCUGAAUGGGGAACAAAUGCUUUCCAUUGGUACUUCACUUCAGCUCUUCCUCGUUCACUACUUGCUGCAUAUCCACUUUCACUGUUUGGCCUUUUUUUAGACAGAAGGGUACGAUCUUUCACUUUUCCAGUUCUUGCCUUCAUUUUGCUUUAUUCUAAGCUUCCUCACAAGGAGCUUCGUUUUAUCAUUAGUUCAGUUCCAAUAUUUAAUGUCUCCGCUUCAAUUGCUUCUAAUAGAAUUUACAACAAUAGGAAAAAGAUGAUUUGGAACUUGCUUUUCCUCACUUUAUUGGCAUUACUUUUAGUGAGUCUUGCAGGCACCAUCACAAGUUUCAUGGCAUCAUACUGGAACUAUCCUAGUGGGCAUGCCUUAAAAGAAUUGCAUGGAAUUGGUUUUCAUCAUGACACAAAUGAACAGUGGGUGCACAUUGAUACAUUUUCAGCCAUGAAUGGGAUAUCUCGCUUUUGUGAAAGUGAUUUGCCAUGGAGGUACUCUAAAGAAGAACAAAUUAGUUUGGAAGAAUUUCAACCCAGAAAUUUUACUUUCCUUAUAAAUGAACAUCCUGUGAUCAAUGGAUUCAAGUGCCUAUUUACUGAAGAUGGGUUCUCAAGAGUCCGCUUGAAAUCUGGCUUUCCACCAAUUUCACUGGUAAAAGAGCCUAAAGUUUAUGUCCAUGGAAGUUUAGGAAAUCAGAAUAUUGUCAGCCAAAAUUUUUCUGGCUGCUCAUAAUUUGUCUGGUAGUAUAGUCUGUUUGAGCUUGACAGGUUUGAAGGGUGUGGUAUCCUUUUUGACCUUUUUUCUCUUAGUUACCUACGAGGAAGAGUGGGGAGCAAGUUUGACUAAAGUUGGUAUUGUGACCCGUUCUAACAGUUGUGUGUUUUCAGCACUAAUGAUAAUGUACAUACGGGUAUAAUAUUUUUCUUGUAGCAUUUCAAACAUUGAUUCGUCUGAGGUAGCUAUAUCUGAUUUUUCAAUUACAGUAGAUCAUACUGGUUCAA